Messenger RNA from Bacillus rossius redtenbacheri, 5623 nucleotides. It is a transcript of the gene bsk, whose product is annotated as stress-activated protein kinase JNK. The transcript has 10 exons. The record is from RefSeq and is a predicted model, not a curated record. Bases 276 to 1487 code for a protein of 403 amino acids. Gene Ontology annotation, biological process: JNK cascade; protein phosphorylation. NCBI's taxonomy places the organism in Eukaryota, Metazoa, Arthropoda, Insecta, Phasmatodea, Bacillidae. Gene Ontology annotation, molecular function: JUN kinase activity; ATP binding. Gene Ontology annotation, cellular component: cytoplasm; nucleus.
UGCAUGUUUUCUUGUAGCUGCUACACAGCUAUGUGUGUUGUGUUUUCGUGUUGAUUUUUUGUAUUAUUUUUAGUGUAUCGCGUUAUUGGACUCCGAAGUCAAGGAAGAUCCGGCGUGGAGAAGGGUCGCCAGUUCCCGCGUCACAGCCGACUUGGAAGACAUCGAUUUAAGGCUGUGUUCUGUGUUAGGCUGCUGAGCUUCAAGGACGGCUCUGUCUGCUAGGAAUGGGCCGCUCAUGACAGAACGGGGAUCACGCCAGCGUUUGUUUCUGCCGCAUGCCGUACAUCGGCCCCAAGAUGACAUCUCGUCUCUCCUCCAUGUUCUAUACCGUGGAGGUUGGCGACACAAAGUUUACAAUAUUGAAACGUUACCAGAACCUCAAGCCAAUCGGCUCUGGAGCCCAAGGAAUCGUUUGUGCUGCAUAUGACACGGUGACUCAGCAGAAUGUAGCUAUCAAGAAACUGAGCCGUCCGUUCCAGAACGUGACGCACGCAAAACGUGCGUACAGGGAAUUCAAGCUGAUGAAGCUUGUCAACCAUAAAAAUAUAAUUGGCCUGCUGAAUGCGUUCACGCCACAGAAGUCGCUGGAGGAAUUCCAGGAUGUUUACCUGGUGAUGGAGCUGAUGGAUGCAAACCUGUGCCAGGUGAUCCAGAUGGACCUGGAUCACGAGCGGAUGUCGUACCUGUUGUACCAGAUGCUGUGCGGGAUAAAGCAUCUGCACUCUGCAGGCAUCAUUCAUAGGGACCUGAAACCUAGCAACAUAGUUGUGAAGUCUGACUGCACGCUGAAGAUCCUCGACUUCGGCCUGGCCCGGACGGCCGGCACCACGUUCAUGAUGACCCCGUACGUGGUGACCCGCUACUACCGCGCGCCCGAGGUCAUCCUCGGCAUGGGCUACAAGGAGAACGUGGACAUCUGGUCGGUGGGCUGCAUCAUGGGCGAGAUGAUCCGGGGCGGCGUGCUCUUCCCAGGGACAGACCACAUCGAUCAGUGGAACAAGAUCAUUGAGCAACUUGGCACACCAUCACAAGAUUUUAUGAAACGUCUACAGCCCACAGUAAGAAAUUAUGUGGAGAAUCGACCAGCAUACCCGGGCUUCACAUUUGAACGCCUGUUCCCAGAUGUUCUUUUCCCGUCCGAUUCAUCGGAGCAUAACAGACUGAAAGCGAGUCAAGCCAGAGACCUGCUAUCUCGGAUGCUGGUCAUAGAUCCAGAGAGGCGGAUAUCCGUGGAUGAAGCCCUGCUGCAUCCUUACAUCAACGUGUGGUACGAUGAGGGUGAGGUGAACGCGCCGGCCCCCGGCCCCUACGACCACUCGGUGGACGAGCGGGAGCACACCGUGGAGCAGUGGAAGGAGCUCAUCUACCAGGAGGUGAUGGAGUACGAGAUCACGCACGGCCACAACGCCCUCAGCACGGCCCACUGCACGGCCCACGGGCCCGGCCAGGACGACGCCGACGACGCGGAGCGCCCCGCGCGGCGGUAGUCAGUCCCCCCCCCGCCGCGUCCCCUCGAGUUCCCCGCCCCCCCCCGCCCCAACGCCACUUUCAGCAGAGUUUGGCGCAUCACCGAACUUACUCGAAUACAUGAUGCAUCUUUUUAUUACGACUUCCUACGCGCUGAAAAAAUUCUUUGUCCCUUAGAAUCACAAAAAUUCGCGUUCGUAAGUAAACACAUCAGUAUUACUAGGAAAAAGUAUGAUUAAAAUGGCUGAUUUAGCGAGAUGGUAAUCCAAGACGUUGCUCAAAAAACCAGUGGUAGCUGGUCAACUAUCACAUUGAGAUGACGUUCUAAUUAUUACAGUUGUACUGUGGUGUAAGUAAGUCUAUACCAUUUCAUAAAGGCAACGUCUCUCCUCAUUGAAAGUUGAAGCCGCCAAAUGGGCAAAUGCAUGAUCGAGGAAUAAAGUACAUGCCCAAAAUAUUCUUGGUUGGUGAGGGUAAAUAAGCUAGGUUAUAGAAUCAGUGCACCAAAAAUUAAAAAAUUACAUUGUAAAUUCGUAAAUAAUUUUAUAGAUAAACUGAGGAAAAAGCAAAAACUGUAUAUUAGAAUCGAUGGCAUCUUAUAUUCGAGUAAAUUCAAUAAUUUAAUAUAUGCUAUAGUGUGUAAAGUUAAUGGCUGUCCAGUUAAUUUUUUGUAAAAUUGUUGAAUUAAAUUCUGAGUUUUUGAUUUAAUUUUGUGUUUUUUUUUUUUUUCUGUCUCCAAACAGAUCAACUAGCUUGUCACUUUUUGAUGAUGUCAAGCAAUAUUUUUUACCAUUGGAACAAAGAUUUUAAAAUUUUAAUAUUGUAAGAUUUGUAACAAGAAUUUCUUUGUUUUCUGCUAAAUUACUACAAAAAUUUUAAGUAUAUGAAUUUUAUUUUAUGUCCGAAUAAAAUUUUAAAUGAAACUUGAACUUUGUAUUUACUAAUUUGUAUAGCUCACAAAACAAAUCAACUAGAAUUAGUGUUACUGCAUAAAUAUGUUAUUUGUUGAUUCAUUUGGAAAUACGGCCUUGCCUUAACAUGGACAAUGCAUUAAAGAUUACAAGCAAGAAGAUGCAUUUCCCAUCAAUCCGGUAAUUGCCUUGUGUGUUUAAUAACCUUGUUUUUGUUAAUAUACAAGUGGAAUUUUUGUGUUUCUCUUUAUACAUUGUUGAUACCUAAAUAUGUGAGCUUCAAAACAUAUAAAAGGUCUAUGUUCAUUAUCUUAACAUGAGUAAGGAAUAUUAAUCAAGAACAUAUUUUUUUACAGUGUUGUUAAAUAAAAAACAUACUGAGGAGUGUUAAGUUGGUGUAAUAAACUCCCAGAAAGGUGUUCUUUCUGUGUAGCCAAAUGUAUCAAGAAUGAGCAGUAACUCGAGGGGCGUAUUGUUGUUGUAUUUAUUUAUACCCAAAUGGUUGAUAGGCAAUCGUUUUAUAGGUUGUAUUUCCACUUAAAUGGAUUCUUCGAUAGGCAGUAAAAUUCCUCUCUAAUCAUCUAGGAUUUAUUCUCUUGUAGUGUAGUAUUUUUGUCAGUGCAGAGUACCUCUUACUGUUUUAGGUCUUAGAUUGUUAGUAGGCUUAGCCCCAGACUUGGAGUUGUCGCAGAGGGAUGCCAAAAAUAACUUUUUUCUUAUUUGCGCUUCACUUACAAGAACAGUUUUAAUAGCUUUCCAACUUUUUCUGUAGUUCAUUUCUAUAUAUUUUCUUCCUAAAGUUGAGUUUUACACCUGUAUUUUUGAAGUUAUUUAUUAUAUUUUACUGACACCUUUGUAUUUUAUCUGUUAAGUUUGGCUUUGGGUUUUAAAUUUUUUUAAAUAGUUGUUACAUUUUUGUUAUUUUGACAGCAGAUUAUUUUAAAAGAGCUCUUUUGCUUUUAGUAUUUACAUAAUUUAUUGAUUUUGGUUCAGGUAUCUAGGCGUAUGUUUUUGGCAUUUAUGUGACUAGGCAUUAGUGUGAGUUUCAAAAUAAUCUGUACUGCUCCCAUCAUAGAAUUGUUGAUUCAUAUUGUUACCACAUAGAUGAAAGAGUCUCGUAGAAUACAAUGAUUUUGGUCAGAUCCCUUUCGCCUUGUUGGUCACUUGUAGGUAGUGGGGUCGGAGCAGUUUUCUUGUGUUCCUACACCUUGUUUACAUAAUGUAGCAGCAAGACAUGCAUCCAUACAAGUGUGAAAGUGUUGCAACAAUUUUGUUUUUCGCAUCCAGAGGAUAAUAACUCUGCUAUGGAUUGACUAUUGAAGAAACUGAUUGACAGUAUACUGUGGGAUAUGUGUUGUGCUUGUCUUUUUUUUUUUUUUUUUUUUAGUUUUUGGAACUGUUUUAGAUCUGCCUUCGUACACUGGCAGGCUGAUUGUGUCGGUGAUGAGAUGUGUGAAUUAUUGUGCAGUUUUGUGCACUGCUUGGGUGGGUGUGUUCUCAUUGUCUUAUGUUGUGGAGGCAGGCAAAGACACUUUCGUUAUACAAAAAAGUUGUUUUAAUCAUUGUUUGUUUUUACCAGCCUUUGGCAGCAGUUGUAAAACGAGAAAUUUUGUGCUCUUGUACAUAAUUUUAGUGACGUAGAUUUCCUACGAAAACAGUUAUAUGUAUAUUGAUAAAAUACUUUAUUUUUGAGGCAGCAGAUUGAUGAAAAGAUUGUGGAUAAUUCUAAGUUAUUUUAUUUAAUAUGAUCAAUACUCUCACAUGUAGGAAAAUGUUUUUAUCAACUGCUUCCAGUAAACUGAGUGAAAUAGAGCGAGAUUACAUGACAGACAGCAUGUUUAUAGAAACGUGCAAAUACACUCCGAUCCAAAAAACACGAAAUGAAGUUUGUGUGUAAAGUGCUAGACAAAUAACAUUGCAGGUUAGUGCACUUUGGGCAGAUUAUUUGCUGCAUUGUGUUAUUCUGAAUAUUUUUAUCAUGCAGCAUGAUGGUGAGUGAAUCUGCAAUAGUAAAUAUAUAAGUCUUGGUGUGAUAUUUGAAGAAUGUUUUGUCAAAAGCAGACUUUUAUGUUUAAUAAACCCUUUACUACGUAGCAGUUUUGCCAACUUGUAAAUAUUAUGGUACUGUUCUGUUCCUUUUUUGUGAAUAAGUAUGUAUAAUUACAUCAUUACUACAGUUAUAUAAAUAUUAGUAUAUAACCAUUUAGUAAACUUGUACUGAUGAAAGCAUUGUAGAGGAAUUAUUAAAUUGUGUAUGUGUGUUGUUUUGUGACAAGAAGUUGGAAUAUGGAGAGAGCAUUUUGUUGUAGUAAAAUCAAUUUCAUCAUUUAAGUAGUACUUUUAGAAUUUUAACAGUGGUAGCAACUUGGAACCAUCAGUUUUAGUAGCUUUCUAGAAAGUGCAGAUGUCUCCAUCAGUCGCUGUGUACAAAGUUAAGUAAUACAACCACACAAACGUAUUGUACAUUUUUUUAGUCCACUUUCACGGUCAUCAUGUAAUAUUUUCCCUUGUUUUUUACUGUAAAAAAAUGUGCUCACUUUUCUCCAGAGAGGAGAAAAUAUUGUUGAACAGUGCAAUAAUUUAAAUGACAACAAUGUUUACUGCACAAUCCAUAGAGAUUGGUAUUGCAGUUUAAUGUGAGGGUUUUGUUUGUAGAACGAAUUCUCAGUUUCAGUAUGUUCUCUUCACUUUAUCUUCUGAAUUUAUAGUGUAGAUCACUAAAAAAUUGUGAAAUGUGUAAUCAUGAUAUAUUGCUCUUAGUAUGAACAUGUGUAUUCAUAUUAUUGUGUAAGAUUGUGUUGGAAAACAUGUUGUCGUGUAACACUUCCUUUUUAUUCAAGUUUGUAGAUUGAGCCUCUAUGAUUAAUGAAGGUGACUCCAAUCCUUAAGUCUGCAAAACCCCAAAAUGUGGUGUAGAGAACAGUUAAGUUGUUUAUCAGUGCCAUUCAAUCAGUUCGAUUUCAUAUAAUUUGGUCUUUCCCGAAUAAUUUUUUAUAGAAUUCAUUGGUUUGAAUUCCGUAAUCAUUCUUAAAAUAAAAAUUCAAUCCCUUUAAUUGUUGCAAGUAUAGUUUCUUGAUUUGGCAACAGCUAAUUUGGUGAGUUUUGUGGUUUUUCUAAAUGUACUGUAUGAUUAACCACAGGCCAGAGGGAAUCCUGUUUGCAAUUCCAGAAUUUUUAUUUUCUGUUUCAGUGAAAUAUGUAUGUAAAAAGUGGUAUUUAUAAUAAAUUUUUUAUGCAUAUAAAAA